AUGACUCGGCUUAUUAUUAAUUUUUCGAGUUUUUUCGGAAUUUUGGCGCUUCAGAAUCAAUGGAUGAAGGAUAUUUUGAAAGACAACUGCAUUGACACUGAUAUCCAUGAUGUGUGUCUCCAUGGUUGUCGGAUUGAAUACAUUGACUGUCUUGCCGGAUGUGGUGACCAAACACUCUGUCAGAAUCAGUGUCGCGUUGAUUUUGGAGCUUGCGAUUCAUCAUGCCCAUGUGGCCUGAAUUGCCCCCUCGGCUGCAAGGGUUGCUCCCAUCCCCUCUGCGAAUGUUACGAAGCUGAGAUCAACAAUGAAAAUUACAAACAAUGCAUUGAAAACGCCUUGGAGGAUCAAAAUAAUUGCAUCAAGAGCUGCCCUCCAAGUCUCAUCUGCAUGGAAGAAUGUUGCAAAGCGUACCAGCUGGAGGUCAAAUCCUGCCCGUGCAUCGAAGAGGGCACAAAUCCUUGUAAGAAUAAUCCUUGUCAAAAUGGCGGAACUUGCAAUGCAGAUGGGGAACAGUAUUCUUGCUCUUGUCCCAUCGGCAUUUCAGGCAACAAUUGUGAGACAACACCUUGCUCUUCUGAACCCUGUGAGUACGGAGAGUGCAGUUUUGUCGGAGCCAUUUGGAGCUGCGAGUGUCCAAGUGAGCUUUUCGCUGGCCGAGAUUGCUCAAUAACUCCGUGUGAAAAUGACGAUUCGAAUCUUCCCCCAGCAUGUUUCAAUUAUGGCGAGUGCAGUAUGGUCGGCGAUGAUUACAUCUGCAAGUGCCCAGAAUUCCAUACUGGAGAUAGAUGCGAAUCUUAUCCUUGCAUGCAUCUUCCUUGCCAAAAUGGGGGAGUCUGCGUUAAUACUGGAGAUGACUCAUUUGAAUGUCAAUGCCCAGAAGACAUUACGGGAGAGCUUUGCGAAGAACUUCCUCCUGUGACAAACAGCUGUUAUGAAAUGGACUGCGAAGAUGUCUGCAUUGAGAUGGAGGAUGGACCAAGAUGCUUCUAUAAUCAACUUGUUGGAUUUUUGAACAAUAACAACAAUGAGUUCACUGUCACUUGCGGAAACCCCUACAAUCCAUUUAUGCUGACAACGCCUGAAAUUGAGAUUCAUCAUUUGGAAAUCGAACCGACUUAUAAAUUGAAUGAGUACUUCAUCAACAGUCAUGGCUGUGGAGGACAAGGCAAUUGUCGAGCUAGUUUUGCAAAAGAUAUGCUUGAUUUGGGAGAUGAAGUCAAACAUGAAGAAGUCGGAAGAGCUGGUUUUUUGCAAACUUGGAAACUUCAAAAAGCAUGCGGAGGCCCUGAUUGUGAUAAUUGGUGGAUAAAAACGACAGUCACUGAUAGUAAAGGACAAGAGCUUGCUUGGAGAGGCGAAGUUGAAAUGAUGGAGAGAGGCGAUUUUCUGGCACAACCAGAAUUUUCCAUUAUUUAUCUAUGUAUUUUAAAAUGUCAAAAACCACACACUUUCCUUCUGAUUCGCGGAAACUCUUCGUAUUCGAGAGAUCAAGAGAGCAAGAUGUCCACUUCUUCAAAAUCAAGCGAUUCCAAUAAGACACUGAAGAAUUCUUCCGUGGGAAGCACUCCGAAAGAAUUUUUCGAAAGUCAACAGUAUAAAAAAUUCACUGAAGACUACGAAGAGGUUGAUAGAGAACUCGCACCGAUUCUUACAGAUCUUGAAAAUAAUCUCGGAGCAUUCUCUCAUUUGAAGGCUAAAAUUGAAUCUCUUGGCAAUCAACUUAAAAAAACAAAAGAUGAGAAAAACAACCUAAAAAAUCAGCUAGACACACAAAAACUGAAUAGAAAAAACUUGGAAAACGAAAAAAAUCUCCUUGAGGAAGACGUUGCUCUCCAGCAGCAAAAACUGACCGAACUCGACAAAAUAAAGGAAAGCAUUUCUGAUCAGCUUGUAAGAGUCAGAGAUGAAAUGAACGUCACAGAUAAUGAAAACAACCGGCUCUCCUACGAACUGGAUCAGCUUAAACGAGAGCAUGAAGAAACUGAGCAUGAUCUCAAACAAGCUCGAAAGAAACUCUCCUUGCAGCAAAAAGAACUCGAAGUUCUGAAAGAAGCAACGGCAAAAUCCAAGGAUGAGCAUGACAAACUCAUGACCGAAUACACUUCCGCUCUCGACAAGAUUGAGAAGCAGGAAGAGAUGCAGGCAUCGAUGAGCUCAAGAGCAGAUGAACUUCAAAGUCAUUUGGAUCAGAGCCGCGCAGAAUGCGAAUUGUACGAAGAGGAAAUCAGAGAGCUGAAGAGAAAGAUCAGAGUUUUGGAGGAAAAAUUAAUGAACUCGGGAAGAAGAUCUUCAGAUUCUGAAAUUCAAGAUAUGAGUCUCGGAGACUCCCUUGUUGAGAAAAUCGAAAAUCUGGAGAUAGAAGAUGACUGGACUGCUGAAGAACGGGCCAAACUCGAGAUAGUGAAUGAGUUGCGCUACAUCUUCAGCGAGCCAGAAAUCGCCAGAGAAGAAGCUUCCGGUCCAUCAUCCUUAGAUUCUCGCGCUGGAGAGAAAAGGAAAGAAAGCAUCGAUGUUCUGAAAGAAUCUAGAGAAACUAUCCGCCUUCUUCAAUCCGCUCUUGAAAAGCUCACCGACGAUUCUGACGAGCAUAAAGACGUCACUUCGGAACUCAAGGGUCUAUCAGAUCAAAGUGUUCGACUAACAGAUCAGCUCAAAAAACGACUUGAUAACAUUGACGAACAACACAAAUCUUCAAUAGAAAAAGCCGAUUUUAUGCGUGAAACGAUGAGAGCGCUUAUACAACUUGGACAAGAUCGAGGUGUCCAGCGAGAAAGCCAAGAUGAGUCCGUGGCUAACAUGAUCUUUGACCUCUAG
This is a messenger RNA of Oikopleura dioica, 2814 nucleotides long. The record is from the annotation of a GenBank genome assembly. NCBI's taxonomy places the organism in Eukaryota, Metazoa, Chordata, Appendicularia, Copelata, Oikopleuridae.